AUGCGACUAGGGAUACAAGAUAAGUUACUACACGCGCAUCAAACUGAAAUUCUCCCUCAUCCCGAGGUAGGUACCGUCCCGUCAAGCGUGGCUAAUCAAGGCACCAAAAGGAAAAUGAGCAGCUCGGAGGAGGUAUCAUGGAUUUCAUGGUUCUGCGGGCUGCGAGGUAACGAGUUCUUUUGCGAGGUGGAUGAAGAUUAUAUAAAUGAUAAAUUUAACUUAACGGGGCUCAAUGAACAAGUACCACACUACAGACAGGCCCUGGACAUGAUUCUAGAUUUAGAGCCUGAUGAUGACCUCGAUGAUAAUCCAAACCAAUCCGAUUUAGUUGAGCAAGCAUCUGAGAUACUCUAUGGGUUGAUACAUGCUCGCUAUAUAUUAACAAAUAGAGGCAUUGGGCAAAUGCUAGAGAAAUUUCAAGCAGGAGAUUUUGGUCACUGUCCAAGAGUCUACUGUGAAUGUCAACCAAUGCUCCCACUCGGACUAUCAGAUGUUCCUGGUGAAGCUAUGGUAAAACUCUAUUGUCCUCGAUGUAUGGACGUGUACACGCCGAAAUCUUCACGACACCAUCACACCGACGGCGCAUACUUUGGAACUGGAUUUCCACACAUGGUUUUCAUGGUGCAUCCUGAGUACCGACCAAAUCGCCCUGCCUCACAAUUUGUACCUAGAUUGUAUGGGUUCAAGAUCCACCCACUCGCUUACCAGAUUCAACAACAGGCAGCUGGUAACUUCAAGCCACCGCUUCGGAAUCUCGCGUAUAACAACGAGACGAAGACCUCAAGUAACAUUCCAAAAUGA
Molecule: messenger RNA, 801 nt
Organism: Parnassius apollo (apollo)
Lineage: Eukaryota; Metazoa; Arthropoda; Insecta; Lepidoptera; Papilionidae
Source: the annotation of a GenBank genome assembly